AUGAACAACCUGGAGUUCAUGAUGAAGAUUACCUUCAUUUUCACCAUCGUUUACGUCUGGGCCUUGUUUGCCCUCAAGAUGAGCCAGCUGUGGUUUUACCUUCGCGCCUUUUCCGUACAUCUCAAAGUCUGGAUCUGGAUCGUCUCGGGCAUUUGCAUAGCCUGGGCCAUCAUCUUCACCUUUGUCUUGACCUUCCUCUGCGACCCCAUUGAGCAACAGUGGACACUGAUGCGUAUCGGCAAAUGCAUGGACCAAAUCUUGGUGCUGAAGUGUGUCAUCAUGACCAACAUCUUGACUGACCUCAUGAUCAUCGUCCUACCCAUGCGGACGGUUUGGUCACUGCAAAUGAGGACGACAGAAAAGGUUGCCGUUGCUUCGUGCUUUGCCAUCGGACUCGCUUGCGUCGUUAUCGGCCUCGUCCGUUUUGGUGAAAUCUUUGUCAUCGACAUGGUUGGCAACUUCACCGGCACCUCCUUCACCACUUUUAUGCUCUGCAGCAUCGAACUCAUGCUUGCUGGCAUCUGCAUCAACAUUCCGAUGCUCCGGCCCUUUUACACUCGGUGGAGAAAGAAGUACAAGUCGUCCGCCGACAACUCUGGCUAUGCCGACCCCAGCACAGGCCAAGGCGCACGAAGCGGCAAGGCCACGCCAUUACCAUCAGUCAAGGGCAACUACAAUGCUUGGAUCGAGUUGGAGGACGACAAAGACCGCGACUCGGACAGCAACAACGACGGGUGCUCUGAACGCAAGCUGACAACGUCAACAGCAGCACGUCCUGACCCAGAAGUCGGCUCCCCAACCGAACCUUCGGCCAUCCACGUCUCGACAAAGUGGACCAUCACUCGGGACUAA
This is a messenger RNA of Podospora anserina S mat+, 852 nucleotides long. RefSeq lists its product as uncharacterized. The record is from RefSeq and is a predicted model, not a curated record. Lineage: Eukaryota; Fungi; Ascomycota; Sordariomycetes; Sordariales; Podosporaceae. The coding region runs from base 1 to 852 and encodes 283 amino acids. The transcript has 3 exons.